GGUGACGAUGGGAAAUAGCCAAUCUAUAGCUGAUGGCCUGUCAGCAAUUCCUGCUAAAGAGACCUAUGUGUGGUACAGGAAAUUUAUGAUGGAAUAUCCCUCCGGCCUGCAAACUCUGCAUGAAUUUAAGACACUCCUGGGUCUGCAAGGUCUGAAUCAAAAGGCCAAUCAACAUGUUGACCAAGUCUAUAAUACCUUUGACAUGAACAAGGAUGGGUUUAUUGACUUCUUAGAGUUUAUUGCUGCUGUAAAUCUAGUUGUACGAGGAAAAAUGGAGCAGAAAUUGAAGUGGUAUUUUAAGUUGUAUGAUGCUGAUGGAAAUGGUUCUAUUGACAAAAAGGAACUACUGAGCAUCUUCAUGACUGUACAAACCCUCAAUGGCCAGCACACUCUGAGUCCUGAAGAAUUCACCAACUUGGUGUUUCAUAAGAUUGAUAUAAACCAUGAUGGAGAACUGACUUUAGAAGAAUUUAUCAAUGGCACAGAAAAAGAUCAGGAUCUUCUGGAGAUUGUUUCCAAGAGCUUCGACUUUUCCAGUGUACUGAAAGUGAUCUGUAAUGGGAAGCAGCCAGACACAGGGGCAGGCUUCCUUCAAACCAUCUGA
Molecule: messenger RNA, 604 nt
Organism: Miniopterus natalensis
Lineage: Eukaryota; Metazoa; Chordata; Mammalia; Chiroptera; Miniopteridae
Gene: GUCA1C
Product: guanylate cyclase activator 1C
Molecular function (GO): calcium ion binding; calcium sensitive guanylate cyclase activator activity
Source: RefSeq, a predicted model, not a curated record